UUUGUAGCCUCUUUACUAUCAAUAAGAGAGAUAUAUAGAGAGUGAAUAGCUUGUUACUUUACUUGUUAGCUUGCUAAUUAGGGCUUGAAAAAAGAUAAGAAAACGAAAGAUAAGAGAUUAUUGAUAGUACAAUUUCAAAAUUAUGGGAAUCAAGUCUAUCUCCAAAGGCCUAAUAACAGCAAAGGCAUAUUUGGCUAUAAUUGCACUCCAAUUUGGGUAUUCUGGGAUGCAUAUAAUAACUGCAGUUUGCUUGAAAAAAGGGAUGAACCAUUACAUCCUCUCUGUCUAUCGUCAUGUUUUUGCCACCCUUGCCAUUGCUCCUUUUGCGCUUAUUUUUGAAAGAAAAACUAGGUCAAAGAUGACCCUCUCCAUCUUUCUCAAGAUAAUGGUGCUCGCUUUUCUUGAGCCUGUGCUGGAUCAAAAUCUAUAUUACGUGGGAUUGCAAUAUACAUCAGCGUCAAUUACUUCUGCCAGCGUAAACAUUCUUCCAGCUAUUACCUUCAUCAUGGCAACAAUUUUCAGGCUGGAGAAAGUAGACAUAAGGAAGAUACCAAGCCAGGCAAAGAUUAUAGGAACAAUAGUGACAGUAUCAGGAGCAAUGGUAAUGACCUUAUAUAGAGGGCCUAUUUUGAAUAUAUUCGGAAAUCAUGAAGUUGGGCACCAUCUGGCUAACAGUGCAACUGCGGCUGCUGCUACUCCUCCUACUCAGCAUUGGGUGCUUGGAACUAUUUGUGUUCUCUGCAGUUGCUUGGGAUGGGCUACUUUCUUCAUCCUCCAAUCAUUUACACUGAACGAGUACCCAUCGCAACUAUCAUUGACAGCAUGGAUAUGCUUCAUGGGAUCAUUAGAAGGUGGGGUAGUAUCCCUUGUGAUGGUUAGGGACAUGAAAGCCUGGGAACUUGGCUGGGACUCCAGACUUCUUGCCUCUGUUUACACGGGGGUGAUUUGCUCGGGGAUUGCAUAUUACGUGCAAGGAGUAGUGAACCGGGAACGAGGGCCUGUUUUUGUGACAGUGUUUAGCCCUCUUUGCAUGAUCAUCACCGCCGCUUUAGGCUCUCUUAUCUUGCAUGAGCUACUCCACUUAGGAAGCAUAAUAGGAGCAUUGGUCAUAGUCAUAGGGCUAUACACAGUGGUAUGGGGAAAAAGCAAGGAUCUCCCAAUUUCUAACGGCAAGGCGCAUCCGGAGUUACCCAUUGCCAAUGACACCGCCAUUACCACCACCGUCAUCACCGCAGCUGCCACCCCCACCAAAACUGUUGACAUUACUAAUGCUUCGGAUCAACCCCGUCAAUAUGGAAUCUUAAUGACCAACAUUUCCUCGUCAAAAGAGGCUGCAUAACAUUACAUAUUUCUAUUGGGCUCUCUAAAUACCCCCUCC
Messenger RNA from Beta vulgaris subsp. vulgaris (sugar beet), 1378 nucleotides. Its product is annotated as WAT1-related protein At4g08300. The record is from RefSeq and is a predicted model, not a curated record. Bases 143 to 1339 code for a protein of 398 amino acids. Gene Ontology annotation, molecular function: transmembrane transporter activity. NCBI's taxonomy places the organism in Eukaryota, Viridiplantae, Streptophyta, Magnoliopsida, Caryophyllales, Amaranthaceae. The transcript is spliced from 7 exons. Gene Ontology annotation, cellular component: plasma membrane.